AGGUCUUCUUUGCUCGUCCUCUGCGCCGACAGCCGCAAUUCUACGCCGCCUCCCGACAGCCCCAGUCGUCUCCCGUCGGACGCCGGCUGCUCAGGAAACACAGCGAAUGUCACCUGCGGAAAUCUCUUGAAAAAAGUGCCAACGUCUUAAUUUUGUUCUCUCCCCCCCUCUCACCGGACCGUGGGACCACGCCGAACUACAACACCUUCUGAGGGCGAAGCAAGCAGCCAUCAGAGAGGCUGAAGAGAGAAACCGCACCGUCUACGUUUGCGACCAGUGUUAAAGCGCCGUUGUUGUUUUUUUUUUUGGAGGGGGGCAAGUUCGUCUGUAGUUGUUAAAAGUUGUUAGCCUGAUUAGUUAGCAUCGUCGGCAUCAUGACUCGGAGAUCCUGUGCCAUAUACGCCACCGGAAUCGUGUGUGCUCACCUCCUGAUCGUGGGGAUCGCCCUGGUCGUGGCUCAAGUCUUCCAAACAAUGAUACAUAGCCGGUUAAAAAAGGAAAUCACUUUGACGGAGAAGAGCCAAAUGUUUGAGUCAUGGAAGAACCCACCCCCACCAGUGUACAUGGAAUACUACUUCUUCAACGUGACCAACCCAGACGAGUUCUUGGCCGGUAAGAAGCCAUCUGUGAAACAGAUCGGACCCUACACGUACAGAGAAUACAGGCCGAGGGAAAAUGUGACUUUCCUGGAGAACGGCACCAAGGUUUAUGCCCUGAACCCCAAAAGCUUUGUCUUUGUCCGUGAGAAGUCAGCUGGCGAUCCCGAGGUUGACAUCAUCAGGACUGUCAACAUUCCCUUUGUGGCGGUAAUGAAUGAGCUUAACUCCUACUCCUUUGUCCUGCGUACUGUGGUGUCCCUAUUGAUGAACGGCGUGGGUAUCGAGAUUUUCAUGGCACGUACCGUCCACGAGGUCCUCUGGGGCUUCAAGGAUCCCCUGCUCUCGCGAAUACAUGCCAUGAAGCCUGACGUGGAUGAGUAUUUCGGGCUGAUGUGGAAGAAAAACGGAACUCACGAAGGGGAGUUUGUGUUCAACACCGGCGAGCACAACUACUUGGAUUAUGGCAAGAUCGACACAUGGAAUGGCUUGAGGGAGAUGACAUGGUGGUCGUCCAAUCAGAGCAACAUGAUCAAUGGCACCGAUGGCGCAGUCUUCCACCCUCUGCUGUCGAGGGACGAGCUGCUCUAUAUCUUCGCCGCUGACCUCUGCAGGUCCAUCCAUCUGGCCUACGUGAAGGACGUGGAGGUGAAAGGCAUCCAGGCUUACCGCUUCGCACCCCCAAGUGAUGUGCUUAUGAGCCCCAAAGACAAUCCCACCAACGCGGGCUUCUGCGUGCCAGCCGGAGACUGUCUCGGUACCGGGGUGCUUAAAGUCAGCGUUUGUCGAGAAGGUGCUCCUAUCGUGGUGUCGUUCCCCCACUUCUACCAGGCGGACGAAAAAUACAUCACUGCCAUUGAUGGGCUACGGCCCAACAAGGAGGAGCACGAGACCUACCUCGAUCUGCAGCCGACCACAGGGGUUCCUAUCCGGGCCUGCAAGAGAGCCCAGCUCAAUAUCAUUCUCAAGAGAAUCCAAGGCUUCCCCAAAACCAAAUUCAUCAACGAGACCAUUUUCCCCAUCAUGUUUGUCAAUGAGACGGCCAUCAUCGACGAUGAGUCGGCUUCUCAGAUGAGGACGUUGCUGUUGAUCGUGACACUCGUGUCCAACUUCCCACUGCUCAUCGUGGGCAUGGGCCUCAUCUUGCUGCUGGUGCUUGUCGUCCUGUUCUGCCGAAACCGCCAGAAAAAGAAUGAAGUAAAACGCAUUGAUUUUACUGAAGCUUUUCAUUCUUUUACUACGGCGAAGGACGACACGGCCUACGCUCCGGUCAGCGACAAGCCCGAGGAGCCCACGGAGACACACGCCAGCCAGCCAAUGAGGAACGGCUCCUACAUCGCCAUGUCACCAGUGGAGGCCCAGAAAUGUUGAUGGGGGGGCAGUUGAUGGCGUCUUAAGGGGCUCAGGAAAGGGGACUGGGGGAGCAGUGGAGGGGUUGGGAAUUUCACACACACACACACACACACACACACACACAACAGGCUUUUUUUCCCCUCUCUCUCAUUUUCCUUGAUUAGGAAAAAGGGGAUGAUAAGGGGGCGGGACAAAAGUUCCAGCAAAUGUUUUGCCAGUCCCAAGACGCUGCUCCUCUCGCUGGACCCCCCUCAUAACCGACUGACUGCUUUUCUGUCCCUGCUGUGCACGGUCCCCCACUGGACCCCCCGCCACUGCACCACAGCAGCCCCCCCCACUCGUCCCCCCCAGGACCAAUGCUGGGUUGGGGGGGGCAUGGCCCACACAAGCCUUCUUUUCUUUUCCUUUAUUUUUUUCCUCUAAAAGGAGCUGGUGGGGCAUGGUUUGCGUGAAUGCCUGGGGGGGGGGUCCUCUGUGUGGACGCUCACCAGCCAACCAGUACAGCUCAGAGAGUGUAUUUGACAGUUAGUAUUCAACCUGAACAACCACAGCUGUCUUGUCAGAUGCAUUCUUGCUCUUUUUGUUUUAAUUUUAUGGCAUUUUUUAUUACCGUUCUAGUUUUUUAAUGCCGCUGUCUCUCCCGUGUUGAUGUGAGGUGACCCUCUAAACUACGCCAACAGAUUUAAAAAGCCUGCUCUUACAAACAGAACCUUAAUGAUACCCCCCCACCCACAAUUUAAGCCUGAGCUCCUGCGUUCACAGUAUGAAACUGUACUUGUAUCUUUUUUGUAAAAAAAAAAAAACAUAAGAAAGAAAAUGGACUGAGCCAAACUAUUUAUAGCAUUUUUGCCUUUUUCUUUUUUUUUUUUUAGAUAAAUUGGUGCACCCAACUUUGCAUCCUAAUAUCACAGUGGAAAGGUGUAUGUGUGUGUAUGUGUGUGCGCGCGUGCGCGUUCGUGCACAUUUCUUAAACUUGCGUGUCCUGUUUUGAUGGAUGAUGGCAACUUCUUGAUGCAGGAAAAGUGUAGUAUAGCGCCAAAAGUACUAGUGAUCCCCCCCCCCCCCAUCCUUUUCUGAACACUAGGUGAAGACGUAGGUCUGCAAACAUUUCAAGGCGAGGACCAGGUGAGGGCCUCGGCCUGCCUGCCUGCUGCGGAGCCGCGACAGUCGCUGGACAGCCGAGUUUAACGAAACACAACCACAGAGCUUACAAAGGGAGACUCGAACCCACUCUCUGCCUUACAACGUUCCAGUGUCCUUUUUGUUUAUACGCCGUCAAAAUAAGCUGGAAACCUUGUUUGUUUGUUUUUUUUCCUUGCUUUUCCAUUCCUGUCAUUACUGUACAUAUUUGUAAAGGGGAAACGUCGGGACUACCUCUGACCAAAUCCAGCGAGUAGUCCCUCCCAGGUCUUUCAGAAGACACUAGAGCUCAGCUCACUUUGACCACUCGCAGGCGUCUACACUUCGACUUUAGAGAAAGCACAAUCUGGUUUGAUAAAACUAGUCCUCACACUAGGCUACCUUUUUGUUUUUUUCCUAAGAUAGCUCGCCUGGUCGAAGACACAGGCAGGUGCCGUACCGGUGGACUUGUUAUUUUGGGGCAUCCUCUUUUCCCCCCUCACAUGCACCGCUAAGCACCGUGCAUGGGGUGGGUUGCCGGGGAGUUGUGGGUAUUAUUUCGGGAGCCUGGGCACCGGACAAAUUCGCAGACACUAAAUGGUAAAGCGGGGGUUUGCAGACCCUGUCCGGGUCCCGGGCCAGGCAUUCAGGCAAAACACAGCACUUGAAUCACUUGUCGGUCUUAACGUUGGAUGUUGUGUUUUCAUUUUCUCUUGUCGGUCACCUUUGUGUCGCAGCCGGGGCUUUUGGCUGCUGCCACCGGAAGUUGAAUUGUGAUGCCUGCGCUUCUCCUCCCGGGAAGUCGUGCCCCGUCUGUUUUCAUCCAAGUUCUUGUUCUGUUUGGUCCUUGGUCGCUUCAGCGGAACCGGUCCUUGUGUAACAUUUCGGCGGGUUUCCCUGUCAAGCUAUCGGCUGUGAUGGAUGUUGUUUUAGAUUGAAACAACGGACACAUGCCUUUUUUUUGUUUUGUACUUGCUUUUCAGCACAUGGGGUGUCUUCUUUUUUAUAUAUACAUAUAAAUAUAUAUAAAUAUAUUUUCUAUUUGUUACUGCUGCUAACGAUUGCCAUAACCUAUGGACUUGUAUUGUCUAUGGAUAGUUACCAUGACGUGCUCAGCUUUUAGUUGGAGGUGGCGCCACGGCCCAGUGAGCUGCUGCGGGUGCGGCGGCGGCCGCCGUGGCCCUCACCCUUGACACCUGGGAAAAACGUGAGCACAGGAUACAAAGCCCAAAGCUUGCUGCCAUUUUAUCAGAAUUAGCAGUUUUAUCCGAAUCCGCAGUUAACGAUAGCGCGCAACAGUUUUUGUAAGGAUGAUUUGUAAUGCUGAAUAACCACAGACCCGUUAGCAGGGGGGUAUCUGAUCAUGUUCUUGGUUUCUCGGGGUUGUGAUAGCACUAGUAAACUGGACAUUUCCCCCUAGCUGGACACGACGCAGUGCCAUCUGGGUAUGUUGAUGCCAUUCGGGGUUGGUGGCGGAAGAUUCUGGGUAUAUUGUGUAAAUCCAUGGUGGGUCCUUUAAAGAAUUCACAGCUUGGCCUCUUGUUCCACAUCUUAUCCAAGCAAUCGCGGCCUCGGAGACCUCCGCUGUUCUUUUCUAGAUCACCGUAUCGGCUGUUAACCUCCUCGAUGACUUGAACCCAAGAGACCUUAACUCCAGCAAGUCCCGCUGAGUGUGUGCGUUCGUGCGUGCGUGUUCACGCCAGCAUGCAAGUGUCUGUUUGCUUGUGCGGAGCCUGUUUAAACAGACACGCACCUGAGCCAUCGCUCCUCCGCAGACUUCCAUUACACCGACCUUUGAGUUCGAUCAUUCGAGCCCAUUGGCCCGUCCUGUUUGACCAAAGAUAACCCACAUGGAUCUGUCCCGACACCCUGUUUACUCUCCUUCGGUGACACCGGCCGUGCCGCCAGCCGCCGCCGCCUACCUUUUUACUAAUUGUGCCAUGACCCAUGGGAAGGAUAUACUACAGUGUUGUGUGUACGUGUGUUUGUGUGCAUGUGCUUUUUUUGCAAGAGGGUAAAACGAAGUUUCACAAUUGGUUGUGAUAUCAAAGUAUAGUGGUGGGUAUUGAGUUUUUCACACACACAGUGAGUGUUCAUGUGAAGUUAAAAGUUAUUUUAUGGGCAAAAGAUCUCUCAGUAUUAGGUAUUGACAAAGCAAUACAAAGUUGUGUAAAUUAAACAGUUGUGGAUGCAUUGAAAUUGGCCACAAUAUUUAUGUAUCUUAUGGUUUUUUUUUAAAAAUUCAUAUUGUUUGUUUUGUGGUCCGAUGUCAUUUCUUUUUUAGUGCAGUUAAAUUUUGUAAUCAACUAGGGUCAAAGCACAUUUCAGUAUUUUUUUUUCCUUUGUUUUCACCAGUCCAGUUUGGAAAGCUGGUCCGGUUAUCUCGUGGUGUUAAGUUCCACAUCAAGACGUUGCAGCCCCUUUUCGAACAUGUCUGUAAGAGAAGAUCUGCACGGUGGGGAGAUGUUGGAUGGCUGCACAAAACUGUUAGGUUUAAACCUGUUUUUGUGGAGGCAAUGCAUUGUUUUUGUUGUUGUUUUUUUUCUUGGUCAGACUGGAGUGAUUUAUUGGAAGGCUGAUUAUCUUCGUAGACGUGGGCAAGGAGGUCGGUUGCCUUGUUGCCAUUAUGGUCCGCAAGUGGAGCACACAGGCGGUCUUACCUGUUUAGAUGAAUGAAGCCCUCCGUCAGGGAUGGAAAGCUAGACUCGAACUUCUCUCAAAAUGUGUCAUCACCGGCUCUCCAGUAUGUUCAGGCAGCAUAUGUCGGCUGCAACUCCCCAACCGAAUUUGUAAAGUCACCAAUUAACAGAUAUUUGCUGACGAGAUACUAAUUUGUUAUUAUUAUUAUUACUGCUGCUGAAAAUGACAAUCCCCUUGUCAUGUUAGGUGCAAGAUAAAGUCACAGUAAUAUCCAUUUUUAGUUUUGAUAAUUUACACUGCACAAAUGUUUCUACAGUGCUUUUGUAAACAUUUCUAGUAUUUCCAAAAAAAAAAAAUUGCAAUAAAUGCAGUCUUCAA
Lampris incognitus (smalleye Pacific opah) is the source of this 6086-nucleotide messenger RNA. RefSeq names its product scavenger receptor class B, member 2a (gene scarb2a). Lineage: Eukaryota; Metazoa; Chordata; Actinopteri; Lampriformes; Lampridae. The transcript is spliced from 13 exons. The record is from RefSeq and is a predicted model, not a curated record. Gene Ontology annotation, molecular function: scavenger receptor activity. Gene Ontology annotation, biological process: protein targeting to lysosome; receptor-mediated endocytosis. Gene Ontology annotation, cellular component: membrane; cytoplasm; lysosome. The coding region runs from base 375 to 1967 and encodes 530 amino acids.